Messenger RNA from Psammomys obesus (fat sand rat), 819 nucleotides. RefSeq names its product chromosome unknown C1orf185 homolog (gene CUNH1orf185). The coding region runs from base 1 to 819 and encodes 272 amino acids. The record is from RefSeq and is a predicted model, not a curated record. Lineage: Eukaryota; Metazoa; Chordata; Mammalia; Rodentia; Muridae. The transcript has 5 exons.
AUGGAGGCGCUAUCAGCCUGUGACUUCUACAGUUUCAGUGAGAAUCACUGUCCUCCUCAACAGUUGGAAGAAAGAGCUUCAGGAAGCGUUUAUGACAUCAUUGCAUUCAGAUUCUUCUGGCCAGAACUCUGUUACAAGGCUUCAGCUAACGGUUUCCUUAAUCUCUUAACCUAUUUCCUGGCUGCUGGGGCUGUUAGUCUGGGAAUCGGAUUCUUUGCUUUGGCAUCUGCUUUGUGGUUCCUGAUUUACAAACGAAGAGAAUUGUUACAAAGUCCCAAAUUUAAAUUAAUCGAUGAAACGCUGAAGCAAGGACUAUCCAAACCGAAGUUUAACUCUCAUUCUCAGUGCGUUUUCAUUUCCCGAAACUUCCAUGCUGGCCUCUCCCAAACACAGGUGGAGCAAAGAGAAAGGGACGAAGCACAGACAGAAGGUGAAGGUCACCCUAGGAAUGAGCUCUGCCUUCUGGAUCUUGUCAGCUAUGAGUCCCCCGAGAUGACCUCAAUAGCAAACAGCAGCAGUAUGACACUGAGCUUUUCAACCUCCGUCUCCAGCUCCUACUACAGCCAAAGCUUGGAAGCCGCUGAUGAAUGGUUCUCUGAUGACUCUCUAGAAGCCAAAAAACCCCCAAAGCCUCUAAUUGGGGAGCCUCUGGCAGAAAAGGUGCUUGCGUACCUGUCAACCAUUUCAAUAGAAGAAUGGCCUGGAAACACAAUGAACAUGAUGUUCUGUAGCGAUCAAAAAGAUGACAGCAGUAAGGAACACUUCUUACAAAGAAACACAGAGAUUGGCAAACUCAACCUUCAAUGUGAUAUUGAAUGA